AUGGCCGCCAACGAUAGCCUGCCCUUGUUUGUGGCGCAGGAAACGCUCUGCACCUAUCCCAUCAGCACCGUGUACAACAGUUGUCCCCGAUACCUGUACUAUGCCCUGCUGUUCGUCUCCUGCGCGACGCGAUGGCGGGGAUGGCUAGCGGACGUCUUUCUAGGGACUGCAGCGACUUAUGCUGGAACGGCAGCCAUUCAGGCAUUCAUCUUGGUGGCGAGUCGUCAUCGGAUCCCCGGCGCAACGACGGUCUCAGUCCCCCGUGUGCCGAAUAAUACGGAUCUAACCGAUGAUUUUCCAUCCAUAGUAACGGACGAGACACAGAUACCCUUGCGCCCGUUCGCCCAGGAUCUAGAUGGCGACGCGGUCCUGGCCAUCGUGGUUACAGGGUAUCUGGUCUUCCUGCCUAUGCAGUGUUGGUCUCGCAGUCUGCAGUACAAGCGCUCCAAGUACGCAGUGAUCUUCCUGUGGAAUCUGAUGAUGUUGGCGGGCACCAUCUGCGCUCUGGUCUACUGGCCAGUCUUAGAGAGAACGCCAACGCAGUACAUGUUCUGCAAUCCAUUGUUUCCGCCGGCCGACAAGAUCUCCAGCGAUGGAUGGCAGCCCAAGCUAUGGACGUCGACGUGGAACGACACCGUCUGGGGCCUCUUCGGGAACGAUUCACGUCUGCAGGAGCUGGAGAGUGUCUGCUUUUACCCGUGCUUUAACACCAGCCAAAUUCUGCGACAAGCGACCUCUCUCGAGGCCAGCGUGGCUGUGGAUGGGCUCAGUGACACGUCGCAGCGCGGUCUCUGGAGUAAAGUCAUUUAUUCGAAAAGCUAUAUCUAUGCAUUGAUCGCCAUCUCGGUGGGCCUCAACUUUGCUCUCAUGACGUUCCAAGUUCUCGCCUACCCGUCGCGGAUUCCCUCGCUUCACGCGUCCGUCAUCUGGACGGAGCGUAAAUCCAUAUAUUCUGGUAUUAAGGAAGACCUUCGACAAUCGCUGAUCGAAGUCCGACGAGUGCUGUCACGGUCGGGCACCCGAUCUCGUCUUGCCAAAAUCCGACACGUCUGGCGACUAUUCAGCCCGCAGUUUCUACGACAUUGGAUUUUCCCAGUCAUCGAUGUCGUCUACCUGAUCGCUUUCGGGUUGAGCGUCGUGGCCAGCCCUUUCACAGCAAUCGCAUUUGUCGUCUGGAUCGAAUGGUACAUUCGCAACGACGGACCACCGCAAGAAAACGUCCAGCAGGUUGGCCAAUGGUCCCCUCUCGUGGCUCUGGGGCUCGUUCUGAUCUCGGCGGGAAUCCUACGCUUACGAUACCAGCUGGCCUCGAUGGAUGAAUUGGACCAUGAGAUUAUCAAGACGCGAUCGAAGCUGGACAAGCUGGAGGGCUUGAAACGGGCGCAGUCGGCCAAACAUCCACGGCCUCAGGAUGGUGCAGUAUAG
Messenger RNA from Aspergillus steynii IBT 23096, 1425 nucleotides. RefSeq lists its product as uncharacterized. The transcript has a single exon. Bases 1 to 1425 code for a protein of 474 amino acids. Lineage: Eukaryota; Fungi; Ascomycota; Eurotiomycetes; Eurotiales; Aspergillaceae. The record is from RefSeq and is a predicted model, not a curated record.